AUGUCGUCCAACGUUGGUCUCUCCACCCCUCGUGGCUCAGGAACAUCAGGCUAUGUUCAGCGCAAUCUCUCUCUCCUGAAACCCCGCGCCGUCGGUGUCGGUGCCCCCUACAGCCUAGAUUCCUCCGCUCGACAACAGCCCCCCAAGACGCGGAAGCCCGACCAAGAAAUCCUGAACCAUGACCGUCUACGGGCCAUUGAAGUCAAAGUCCUGGAGCUGAGGGAGAAAUUGGAGGAUGACGAGCUCGAUGAGGACCAGAUCGAUGAAGAGUGUGAGAAGCUGCGAGAACAGUUAACGAAGGAGAUGGAGCGCGAGAAGAACCGGGACCGUGGGAGAUCAGGAGGCGGCAGCAGUACCAGAAGAGCGGACGGGAAGGGGCUCAAGAGCUACCAGGUGCACGAGUUGGCCGAGGCAAAGGAACAAGAGAGUGAACGACUGCGAAGAGCUCUGGGGUUGAAACCUGGUGAGAUUCCCCAAGACGACGAGCAUCCCAUGGCAAGACAGGAGAAGAGGAGACGGGAGAGAGAGGAAGCUCAAGAGAAGACGGAAAAUGUGAAAUGA
Messenger RNA from Fonsecaea multimorphosa CBS 102226, 561 nucleotides. RefSeq lists its product as uncharacterized. Bases 1 to 561 code for a protein of 186 amino acids. The transcript has a single exon. NCBI's taxonomy places the organism in Eukaryota, Fungi, Ascomycota, Eurotiomycetes, Chaetothyriales, Herpotrichiellaceae. The record is from RefSeq and is a predicted model, not a curated record.